AGCACGCUCAACGUUUUCCUGCUCGCAAUAACGCGGAACGAGUAUGCGCUCCGCAGGGCACAGGAAGAGAUCGACGCAGUUGUAGGACGCGACCGGCUCCCCGAUUUCGCUGAUCGUGACUCGCUGCCGUAUACAAACGCGCUUCUAGAGGAGGUCUACCGCUGGAACCCUGUAUUACCCAUGGGU
Trametes versicolor FP-101664 SS1 is the source of this 186-nucleotide messenger RNA. RefSeq lists its product as uncharacterized. The record is from RefSeq and is a predicted model, not a curated record. Gene Ontology annotation, molecular function: oxidoreductase activity, acting on paired donors, with incorporation or reduction of molecular oxygen; monooxygenase activity; heme binding. The transcript is spliced from 2 exons. The annotation marks the transcript as partial. Lineage: Eukaryota; Fungi; Basidiomycota; Agaricomycetes; Polyporales; Polyporaceae.